AUGUUUAACAAGUAUGAACAUGAUAAUAUUAGAGAUAUUUUAAAAACCCUUGAAGUAAAGAAAUCACAAAACAAUGAUUCACCUUUUCAAAUUGAUACAGAUGAUAAUAUAGACACAAGUAAUAAACAAGAAACUGAAUCUAUUUCAUUAUCUAUUGGAGAAAAGUCAUCUAUUAACUGUCAACUACUUAAAGUAUUGAUUUCGGCCAAUGCUCCAUUAUCAUUUAUAGAAAAUGCUGAAGUAAUUAAAUUAUUUCAUAUGAUAAAACCCGAAUAUAAGCUUCCUUCUCGUAAAUGGAUAAGCACAGAUAUUUUAGAUAAUAUACUCGAGAAUGUACAAUGUAAUAUUCAACGUUUUAUAUCAGAUUCAAUGUUUUUAACAUUAUCUGAUGACGGAUGGACAAACAUUUCAAAAAACAUUUAUUUAAUCACUUGGUUUCUUCAUCCAUAUCAUCAUGAUGAAAGAUUAAAUCCAACAUGGUCUUUAUAUAUUCAGGAAAAAGCAUAUGGCUUGUUUUGCUCCCUUUAUCCAGAUUAUAAUCAAGAUAAAUUUAUUGAUGAAUGGUUAAAUUAUGCAAAUCAAGAAGGCCUAUUUUUAGCAUCCUCUAUUCAAAACCCAAGUUUUACAAAAUUUCCACUAUGA
Cetraspora pellucida is the source of this 642-nucleotide messenger RNA. Lineage: Eukaryota; Fungi; Glomeromycota; Glomeromycetes; Diversisporales; Gigasporaceae. The record is from the annotation of a GenBank genome assembly.